This is a messenger RNA of Drosophila albomicans, 1330 nucleotides long. RefSeq names its product bifunctional peptidase and arginyl-hydroxylase JMJD5 (gene JMJD5). NCBI's taxonomy places the organism in Eukaryota, Metazoa, Arthropoda, Insecta, Diptera, Drosophilidae. The record is from RefSeq and is a predicted model, not a curated record. The transcript is spliced from 2 exons. Gene Ontology annotation, molecular function: histone H3K36 demethylase activity. The coding region runs from base 53 to 1273 and encodes 406 amino acids. Gene Ontology annotation, cellular component: nucleus.
GUUUUCGAUUUAAACACACUCAACGCCGGUUUUUGAAUUGUUUUGGUUUGUAAUGUUUACAGACGACACGACUCUAGUGGAACUAGCAAAAUUAUUGCCGCAAUUUGCAGACAUUGAACAUGUUCUGCAGCCACCCGAAGUUGAGGCACGUUACAUACUUAAGCGAGCUGCAAAACACUUUGAGCAACUGGAAGCGAACGAAGAUCGCGAGGAACUUGGAUAUCUAGUCGAGGCUUUAGUGGACAAGAGCUGGGAACGCAUACACAGUGGGCACUUCAGCCAAGUGCCGCUGACAACGCGUCAAAUCUAUGCACUCGGCUGCUUUUAUAAGAUUUUCUUGCUGCUCUUGGAUAACUCAGGCGUGGAACAACGUGAACGAUGCAGCGCCAUACUCGAUGAAGCACUGUUGCUGGGCUGCACGGAUAACCUUUAUGGACAGUCCAAUGAAUUGCAAAGUGCCCUAAUGAAGUAUUUAGACGAUGUUGAGAAAAACAAGAAUGAUCCCAAGCCAUUGCCAAUUUUAGAGGAAGUGCAGCGCGUUGUUUGCCGUUGUGAUAUACCCCAACUGGAUGCUCCAUGUCUAAGCGAAUUUCGUGCGUGUUGCUAUGACGCACUGCAGCCAACGCUACUCCUCAACACGUUGAAUCAUUGGACCGCUUUAAGCAAAUGGCGCGAUUUGAAUUAUCUGCUUAAGAUGGCAGGCAAUCGCACUGUGCCCAUCGAGAUUGGCUCGAAUUAUGCCAGCGAUGAGUGGUCGCAACAGCUAGUAAAGAUACGCGAUUUCCUGUACAGGCAAUUUGGCGAUACCAAUCGUACCAAAGACUUGGAAGUCGAGUAUCUUGCGCAACACGAGCUCUUUGCCCAAAUUCCAGCAUUGAAGUCCGAUAUUUGUGUGCCCGAUUACUGCAGCGUUAACACAGAGAGUACGACUCCGGUGGACAUCAAAGCAUGGCUGGGACCUAAGGACACUGUCUCACCCAUGCACACGGAUCCCAAACACAAUUUGUUAUGCCAAGUUUUUGGCUCUAAGCGGAUUAUUCUAGCAUCUCCAGCGGACACAGCGAAUCUCUAUGCACACGAGAGCGAAUUCCUGGGAAACACUUCGCAAAUCGAUGCAGCUAAUCUGGACUUCGAACGUUUUCCACUGCUGAGCAGCGUGCGCUUUUAUGAGCUGAUUUUGCAGCCCGGCGACUGUUUGUAUUUGCCACCCAAGUGGUGGCAUUACGUGCGAUCCAACACUCCCAGUUUCUCAGUGAGUUUCUGGUUUGAAUAGGUCGGUCAUGGAUGACGUCAGCGAUAAGCAUUUGAACAUGAUGUGGACUCUGAGCAU